This is a messenger RNA of Chaetura pelagica (chimney swift), 1534 nucleotides long. RefSeq names its product potassium channel tetramerization domain containing 20 (gene KCTD20). Gene Ontology annotation, molecular function: protein binding. The transcript is spliced from 8 exons. The record is from RefSeq and is a predicted model, not a curated record. Gene Ontology annotation, cellular component: cytoplasm. The coding region runs from base 1 to 1338 and encodes 445 amino acids. Gene Ontology annotation, biological process: positive regulation of phosphorylation. Lineage: Eukaryota; Metazoa; Chordata; Aves; Apodiformes; Apodidae.
AUGGAAGAUGUGACUCUGCACGUGCUGAGAGAACGUUUAAGGUCUUCUCUGAGGAAGCGCAUCCAUCUCCUCAAGCCACGGAGGCCCAGCAUGAAUAUUAACUGUGCUGGGGGGACAGACUGGUCAAGAAAUCCAGAGUCAAGAUGUUCUGUGGAAAACAUAACUGUAGCAGUCCAUGAGUCAGAAGGAAGUCGUGUGCUAGAAGGUCACAGCCCUGCUGUAGUUCCCAGGACAGAGGGUUUAGACUCUGAAUGCCGACGCUCUGCUUGCCUGCUGAGUCCCCAGAUCGGCAGUGUGUUGUCUGCUCCUGAAGAUACACACAACUGUCACUUCCCAGAGGGAAGUAAGAGACAGGCAGAGUAUUUUAACAGCCAGGAACGCCACGGGUGCUGCACCUCGUCCUCCAGCAUCAGUUCCCAAACUCCAGAGAAAGUGACCCUUGUGGUAGAUGGGACUCGCUUUGCAGUGAACCCACAGAUUUUCACUGCUCACCCUGACACGAUGCUGGGGAGAAUGUUUGGACCAGGAAGAGAAUAUAAUUUCACCAGGCCAAAUGAGAAGGGAGAAUAUGAAAUUGCUGAAGGCAUCAGCUCAGCUGUGUUCCGGACUGUGCUGGAUUAUUACAAAACUGGAGUCAUAAACUGCCCUGAUGGGAUUUCCAUCCCAGACCUUCGAGACACCUGUGAUUACCUCUGCAUAAACUUUGAUUUCAACACCAUCAAAUGUCAAGAUUUAAGUGCUCUGUUACAUGAGCUCUCCAACGAUGGUGCUCACAAGCAGUUUGACAGCUACCUGGAGGAGCUCAUCCUGCCUAUCAUGGUGGACAGUGCCAGGAAGGGGGAGAGGGAAUGUCACAUUGUGGUGCUGACAGAUGAGGACACCGUGGACUGGGAUGAAGAUCACCCACCUCCCAUGGGAGAGGAAUACUCCCAAAUCCUUUACAGUUCCAAGCUGUACAGAUUCUUCAAGUACAUUGAGAACCGGGACGUGGCAAAAGCCGUUUUGAAGGAACGGGGCCUGAAAAACAUCCGCAUUGGCAUUGAGGGAUACCCCACCUGUAAGGAGAAGGUGAAGAGGAGGCCUGGGGGCCGCUCAGAAGUGAUCUACAACUACGUCCAGCGCCCCUUCAUCCAGAUGUCCUGGGAAAAGGAAGAAGGAAAAAGCCGUCACGUUGAUUUCCAGUGUGUCCGGAGCAAAUCUCUAACAAACCUGGUCACUGUGGGGGAUGAUGUUUCUGAGGACCAUGAGGUGAUGAUGCAUCACCCCCCCCAAGUAGAUGAACUCGACAGGCUCAAUGCUCCCUUCUCCCAGAUGGCUGUGAACGAUCUCCCGGAUUAGUGGUGGCUCAGGGUGGAUAGUCCUGCUUGAUGUGGGAACAUCUCAGCCUGGUUUCAUCCCAGGGGAUGGAACACAAGACUCCUGCAAGGUGCUUUCUCCUCGUUCAUGCUCUUAACUACCUUGUCAUCUUUCAAGCAUGUUAAUAAAGAGCCACGUUUCCUAGUCUAAUCGUGCAAUCCAAGGCAACAUCACCUCC